AAGCACUCUUGCGAUUGAUUGACUAAUACCUACGUCAUAUAUUUUAUUGGGAACCUUUUGUAUUUCUUUACUGUGACGACGAAUAUAUUAUUUUGUUUCCCCAGCUGCCAUUUGCCCAAUAUGUUUAUUCAGUGGUGUAAUCUACAUAUGCUGAUCUGUCUGUCAUAUAUUUUAUAUGGAUGCCUUGAAUGUUAUAAUCAAAGGUAUCCACAUAAAAUGUACAAUGGCCACGUUUGGUGCGUUUGUUAGUGAGGUAUUAUACUACACGGGUUGGGGAAUUUAAAAAAUCGCGAAAUAAAAAAGAGCGUACAAAGGUGUCAAAGUCCCGAGCGCGGAUGGGGGCGGGUUGCACACCUGCCCCAGCUGUGCUUCGUGAACACCUGGCUCAAGUUACAGCGGCGCAGGACAGUGGGCUGGACUGCAUGCCGUGAGAGCUAGAUCGCUACGCCAUCCUGCAAUCAGCCAGACGCACUGAUUCACACUGAGUCAGUGGAAGAGAGCAACAAGUAGCAUAGGUCCGGGUAGACCUCGAGAAAGAGAUUUGCGGUAUUAUUGUACAAAGUUUGCAGUUGUGUUGACUUUCGGUAGGAACAAGGGUCCGAUCGGGCGCUGAACGGGAUCGAGCGAUCGUCUGACAGAAGGGGGAGGCCAUGGAGUCGCAGAUGAAAUACGGCAGUACGCUGUUCCGGUCGAUAGACGACGAUUUGAACGCCUCUCUGGCCACGGCGGAUGAGCUGUCGCGGGAAUUCAGCAGCCUAAUGGAGGAGUGCAGCACCAGCCGCCAAGUGCCUGAAACACAGGCUAAGCCAUUCUCCUCUGGAGGGACGUCGCAGAAUGUCCCGGCUGCCAGCUUUCCCACGUCUCCAAAUAACGGGGGCAGCGGCAGGUACGUCUCCACACCCUCCACCACUGUGGCCCAGGUCCCCGAGCCGAGCCACCGCCCCCUGGAGUCCGUCGCCCCCAGCGGCAACUACGCGUCCCAGUCCCCACUCUACUCCCCCCAGCCGGUGGCCUCCCCCAAAACCCAAAGAGUGCAAAUCACCUCCACCCAUCGCUCCGACUCGGACUCCGGCGUGAGCUACGGUAGGCUGACCCCGCCCAACCAAUCGCCACGCACCCAGAGGCGGGCGUCCCCCUCCCGCCUGACCGCCUACAACGGCUCCCAGAAGGCUCAGCGAAGCCCCUCCCCCAGGCCCCACGUGAGCUCCGUCUUCAGCCAGUCGGCGCGCGUCGCGCACCUCCCUUCGCCCACGGUCCACUCGGCGUUCGAAUCCGGCCAGCGGUCUCCGAGGACCAGCACGCUUCCGCGAAACUUUCUCCCCUUCAAGCAAAGCGACGACGGAGCUCAGAGGCCGAAGAUUCCCACCAAGUGGAACGAGACAGACCUGGACGCGUCCUACGACAAGAAGCCGCAUCACACUUACGACAAGACAGAGUGGCUAAGGCCCGCGGUGCCAAACAGCAACUGGAGAGAGUCCAACCUGGAUGCCCCGCCCCCUUCUUCCAGAAAGGAUCCCCAGUCCCGCUCUGGCCAGUACGGCUACCUCCCGCAUAACGUCCGACUGACCCUGGCCCCCGAUAGGCCCUCCUCGCCGCACGGCUCGCCCAGCUACGGCCCCCAGCCAAUCGUCUCCCGGAUCUCCAUCCCGCCCGCCAGCCCCCGGGUGCAGCAGCGACGCCCCAUCCCGCUGUCCGUCAUCAUGCGGCUGCAGAACCCGCAGUACUUCGUGGCCCCCCAGCCCCCUUCCCGGGGGCCCGAGCAGGGCAGCGCCCCCUACAGGCAGCCCACCUUCGUGCCCUCAGACUACCUGCCCCAGCCGCCCCCGCCGGAACUCAGGCAGCCGGGGUUCUACGGCGAAGUGCUGGUUCCUGAGGACGUGGAGGCGGAGCUUGAGAGGGUGGAGCCGGGGAGGGAUCACGCGAUCCCAGAGGACGGCCAGGCCCCCGUGCCCCGCCCGCUGAGCCCCACCCGCCUGCAGCCCGUGGUGGCCCCCGAAAUCGAGGUGGCCCCCGACCGGCAGGAGGUGCUCCGCCUCCGGGCCGAGAUCCCCAGGGCGCUGAAGAGGCGGGGCUCCGUCGACCAAUCGCGGCCGGCGGCCAAGGGCCAGUACAAGCAGGUGAUCAGCAAGCUGUUCCGCAGGAAGGAGAUCCGGCGCAAGGGGGAGCCGGCGAGCGAGAGCAGCAGCUCGUCCGACGGGGAGGACCCGGCCGCCUCGCCCAGCGCAGCCUCCACCCCCAGCACCCCCACGCCUGCCACACCUCAGCACAAGGGUGUGAACUCCAUCCUGAGGAAGAGCAAGGAGCAGAGGGGUUCGGGGAGGCGGGCGCACCUGAGCCCGCUGGUGCUGCUGCUGGACGGGGCGCUGGUGGGGGAGCUGGAGACGGUGCAGAGGGCCGUGCAGGAGAUGAGUGACCCCAGCCAGGCCAAUGAUGAGGGCAUAACUGCAAUUCACAACGCCAUCUGCGGGGGGCACUAUGCUGUAGUGGAAUUUCUGGUGCGGAUCGGAGCCAACGUCAGUGCGCCAGACAGCCACGGAUGGACCCCCCUGCACUGCGCCGCCUCCUGUAACGACCAGACGCUCUGCGAGUACCUGGUGCGCAACGGGGCGGCGGUGAUGGCGGUGACGGAGAGCGACGGGGCGACGGCGGCGCAGAAGUGCGACCCCUACGCCGUGGGGUUCCAGGAGUGCGAGGGCUUCCUCAGGGGCGUGGAGGACGCCAUGGGGGUGGAGAACAGCGGGGUGCUGUACGCUCUUUGGGGGUACCCCGCCCAGGCCUCGGACGAGCUGAGCUUCAGGGAGGGGGACAUGGUGACCAUCCUGCAGAAGCCCGAGGGGUCCGACUGGUGGUGGGCCUCCCUCUGCGGCAGGGAGGGCUUCGUCCCAAACAACUUUUUUGGGCUGUUCCCGAAGGUGCGGCCGAAGUCCUUGUGCUAGACGGCGGCUCGUGGGACGCUCCCUGGCCGUCGCGGCUCCUAAAGAAGCCGCGGACCCUCCUCCCUUCCCUUGCAGGCGACGCACCUCAGUCAACGCCGCGUGCGCACGCGGUGGGCGUGGCCUGUGCGCGUGGACAGUCUUUUUCUCCGUGCGUCACGCGCAGCAUCUCAAAGAAGCCGUGACCCGCACUAUUAAAAUCUCACAAUCAUCUCGAAGCUUUUUUUUCCCCCCCGCAGUCACCUUUCGCACAGUUUCCGUACUACCUGUUCGUGCCAUCGGCUCCUGGAACCCCUGGAAGAUUUCAGCAUCUCGGCACUAAUAUUUAAAUAUUUAACCUGAAAGCCCCCCCCCCCGUUUCUCAUGGUGUGUGGCUCAGGAUUGGACAGGACGGCUCAGGGUUGGACAAGGUUUGGGAAAUCGACUGGUCCAGUUAGUUCUGCAUGCUCUGAAAAAAGCAGGAUAAUAAACUCUACGGAAAGCAGUGGGCCAAAUGAACAUUUGCAGCCCCCCAGGGCCGCUGUUCGGACGUUCUGUCCACCCCUUUUUAAGCCCCGCCCUUUCAGCGUUUGAAGAGGAUGAUAGCGGCUUGCCCAGGUCAGCGUUCUGUGGAAUCAGGUGGUUCAUCACCUGGUUGCCAUGGAAUUAUCAACUGUACAGCCCGUUUAGGUACCUGGACAGAAAUACCUGGAUAUACCUUGUCUGUGUAAUCUUGCUGUCCCUGGAACUCUGCUUUAUAAACUCUUAUGCUACAAAUAUAUAUAUAUAUAUAUUUCCAUAUAUGGAGAUCCAAUAUGUUGCCAUUCUUGAUUCAUUAUUUUGUGUCGAUGGAAAGGCUGUUCUUUCAGCAUUUAACUUCACAGAAUAAUGAUAUCAAGAUAUAACACUGAAACUAAUUUAAAUGUGUAUAUACAAUUGUAAUUUGCACUGCAAAAUAUAUUGAAUAAUAUAUAGAAAUAUAUUGCUAAAUAUGCCAAUUAUUGCCACUUUGGAUACAGUGGGAUGUGUCUGAAUAUAAAAUAUUGUGAAACAAAAAAAUGAUUGGCAGGCAUUAAAAAUACAAAUGGAGUGCCUCAAAAUACUCAAAUAUAUUCCAUGUUUUACAGUAUGUUUCUAUAUAUGUCAGUAUAUUUUGUUGUAUAAAUAGUCAUCUCACCCUUCAUCUCACCAUGAUUUCUUUUUUGUGUUCAAAUCGUAAGUACAAGGUAAAAAAAAAUCGAGUUCUGUAACCUGUAAAGCAAUUUGUGACAAAGUUUUAUCUCAUUUUGAGUUACAAAAUGUGUUAAAAUGGGAAUAUUUCUGUGGAGAGCUGGCAAUACAGUUUUUGGACUCCAGACUCAGAAGUGUUGAGUUGAACAUGCUGGAAAUUUGAUUGUACAGAGUAUCAGAUUUGUAAGACCGAGUGAGUUGUACACAAUGUAUUUUUUUUUUUUUAAGAUUUGUUUUCUUGUUCUGGGAGCCAAGAUGUCUGACUCAGCAUUCCGUUUGAGAAUCUGUGUCAGAUAUAAGACGGCUAUUUACAAAAGAUGUGCGGUUUCCUUGUAAAACAUUGUGAUUAUUUUAUCUGACAGUGGCAGUGUAUUGUCUGUCCUGGGGUAUCUCGCUGUCAUGACUUCUGUUAACUGUUUUCCUUUAUAUUCUCAUCUGUUAAUAUCCUUUUUUUUUUGCAGUGUAAAGAUUAGUGUUUUUCUUUGAAAGGUUUCUGUCAGUCUGUCCAUAAGGUAAGACCAUAUAUUUAUACAUGAGAAUGUAUGAAAUGUCUCUCAUAUAUACAUAUAUGUAUAUAUAAAACACAUAUAUGUAUGGAUAUAUGCGCGUACACGCACUCUUGCAUACUUGUGUACAUGCAAAUGAAUGAAAUGUAUGG
Anguilla anguilla (European eel) is the source of this 4800-nucleotide messenger RNA. RefSeq names its product protein phosphatase 1, regulatory subunit 13 like (gene ppp1r13l). Gene Ontology annotation, biological process: regulation of transcription by RNA polymerase II; positive regulation of cell differentiation. The transcript has 13 exons. Gene Ontology annotation, molecular function: transcription factor binding. Lineage: Eukaryota; Metazoa; Chordata; Actinopteri; Anguilliformes; Anguillidae. The record is from RefSeq and is a predicted model, not a curated record. The coding region runs from base 651 to 2936 and encodes 761 amino acids.